Lates calcarifer (barramundi perch) is the source of this 2088-nucleotide messenger RNA. RefSeq names its product ras-related protein Rab-19. Gene Ontology annotation, cellular component: trans-Golgi network. Gene Ontology annotation, molecular function: GTPase activity; GTP binding. Lineage: Eukaryota; Metazoa; Chordata; Actinopteri; Centropomidae. The record is from RefSeq and is a predicted model, not a curated record. Bases 544 to 1212 code for a protein of 222 amino acids. The transcript is spliced from 5 exons.
AGGUGCUGCGGGGGCAGAGAGAGAGAGAGAAAUGGGGGAGGCUGCAAGUCAGUAAGAACAGGAAAAACUGAUGAAGAGAGAGAGAACAGGAGGAGAGGCCAUCAGAGGAAGAAAUCCCUGACACAUGUGAAAGAGCAGCAGAACCCGUGCAGGAGGACGGAACAGGAUGGGAUGUGUAUUCACGCUUUCUUUUUGCUGUGGGUCAUAAAGUGGGUCAACACCUGAGAAGGAGCAGCAGGACUGAGGCAGUUUUGUCCUGCUGACAGAGCCCUGAAGGAGGGGUGAGACUGAACGAGCUGGAGACAUGAGACAGUCAGAAUGCAGAAUUAUAAAGAAAGCAGUGCAGUUUUUACAGCUUGACAAACAAACCUAAACUGCUGCUGGAAAUCUAGCAGACCUGUAACUGUCACUGGAGCAAGGAGAAGCAUUUUACAUUCUUAGUCAAGCAUAAAGAUAACCCAGCAAGUACAUCUACAGUUUAGGAAGGAUCAACUCCUCCAUUCUCACACUUUCACACACACAGAGAGGGACACACACUCCACCAUGCAGACCCUAGGACCUGAGCACGACGACUCCUUUGAUUUCCUGUUUAAGAUCAUCCUGAUCGGAGACUCUAACGUAGGGAAGACGUGCGUGGUUCAGAAUUUCAAGUCAGGGACUUUCACGGAGAGACAGCAGAACACCAUCGGGGUGGACUUCACUGUGCGAAACCUGGACAUUGAAGGGAAGAAAGUGAAGAUGCAGGUGUGGGACACCGCAGGUCAGGAGCGGUUUCGCACCAUCACCCAGAGCUACUACCGCAGCGCUCACGGCGCCAUGAUCGCCUAUGACAUCACACGGCGCUGCACCUUUGACUCAGUGACCCACUGGAUCAAGGAGGUGGAGCAGUACGGGGCAGCCAACGUGGUGCUGGCCCUCAUAGGUAACAAAUGUGACCUGGAGGAGGAACGUCAGGUUCAGUUUGAGGAGGCCUGCAAUCUGGCAAAGGAGAAAGGCAUACUGGCUGCUCUGGAAACAUCAGCGAAGGAGAGUCAGAAUGUGGAGGAAGCCUUCAUGAUGAUGGCCAAGGAGCUGCUGUUUCGCAACGGCCUCAAUGUCCAGCAGGGGGACCUGGAGAGCAAGCCUCGAGUUCUCCUCCGGUCCAACUCUCGGCCGGUUAACGGCAUCGUAGCUGCUGCCUACGCGCCACCAGAGAAGAAGUCAUGUUGCUGAUACAAAUGUGGACAAGACUGGGCAGCUGGAGGGUGUCAGCUGUUGGAAACAAAGAGUUGGCAGUGGAUUAGGAAGCAGGCUGAAGGACACUGUUGGAUGAUGGAGGAGAGGAAGAUGUCUCAAGAACCGUGAACUUUUGCCUUGAGAAAAUUUAUUCAGUUAAUGGAAAGUGUUGAAAAAUCAAUUCAGUGUACCUCUCUGUGACUUACCUGACAUGAGGAGAAUCAGGGACUUGUUCAGCUGGUGCUGCAGGGACAGUGUUCAGUGUUGUGGUAAAGUUACAGUAAGCCAAUCUCAUUUAUAUCAACUAUAUCUGGGCUGUUUUUCUCCUCAACUUCAUAUCAUAUAAGCACAAAACACUGUGGCACUGUUUGCUAUUUUUCAAAGUUUGCACUAGCAUAAUUAAUCAAAAUCUGAAUGUAAAAACUAAAGCAUAAAUGAAGCAGACCUAAGCAUUUACAACACCUGCAUGUUAUCUCUAACAUGUGUGACCAAGUGACCUCUUAAGGUGCGAUCGAGCUGUGAUCCUCUGCUGCUGAUGUCCAGGAGAACCUGCUACAAACCAGAAGGCUGUGAAUUCUAUGUUUUUGUUUGACUUUGCUCUGUGAUGUGUUAGAAUAGUUAGACUUUUCAUGAGGAACUGCAGAGGCUUUAGUUAUAGGUGUCACAUACAAAUGGGUGAUAAAUUAAGGGAGAAAACCACCAUGAAGUGUCCGAGAAUGCAUCUUCCAAAAGAUAUUCUAUACGUCUGUGUGUUGAUGACUGUGGGGUGAUGUUGCCGGUCAUAUCCACCCACCUCAGCUGAGAUUCGGUGAUGGUGAAGGCCACAGUGUGUGAUUCACACCACAUUCAUAAUAAAACCAUUCAGUAACCUCU